CUUUCUGGGCUCGGACCUAGGUCGCGGCGACAUGGCCAAACGUACCAAGAAAGUCGGGAUCGUCGGUAAAUACGGGACCCGCUAUGGGGCCUCCCUCCGGAAAAUGGUGAAGAAAAUUGAAAUCAGCCAGCACGCCAAGUACACUUGCUCUUUCUGUGGCAAAACCAAGAUGAAGAGACGAGCUGUGGGGAUCUGGCACUGUGGUUCCUGCAUGAAGACAGUGGCUGGCGGUGCCUGGACGUACAAUACCACUUCCGCUGUCACGGUAAAGUCCGCCAUCAGAAGACUGAAGGAGUUGAAAGACCAGUAGACGCUCCUCUACUCUUUGAGACAUCACUGGCCUAUAAUAAAUGGGUUAAUUUAUGUAACAAAAUUGCCUUGGCUUGUUAACUUUAUUAGACAUUCUGAUGUUUGCAUUGUGUAAAUACUGUUGUAUUGGAAAAGCAUGCCAAGAUGGAUUAUUGUAAUUCAGUGUCUUUUUUAGUAGUCAAAUGGUAAAAUGCAGCAUAAGAAUAUAAGUCUUCCAAGUUAGAUAUGAGUGUUAGCUUUUUAUAAGUCUGCUCCUGCCAGUUUGACUUUGAGAUACAUUGGAGCCAACUGUAAACUUUAGUUUUUAAAUUACAGUUAGUUUUUUUGUUUGUUUUUGAGGCGGAGUCUCUGUUACCCAGGCUGGAGUGCAGUAUACCAGUCUUGGCCCACUUCAACCUCCACUUCUUAGGUUCAAGCGAUUCUCCUGCCUCAGCCUCCUGAGUAGCUGGGAUUACAGGCACGCACCACCAUACCUGGCUAAUUUUUGUAUUUUGAGUAGAGAUGGAGUUUUCACCACAUUGGCCAGGCUGUUCUUGAACUGACCUCAAGCGAUCCACCUGCCUUGGCCUUCCAGAGUGCUGGGAUUACAGGUGUGAGCCACCACGCCCAGCCUUGCAUUUAAUAUUUUUAUAAUGUGUCUAGGCUGGGUGCGGUGACUCACGCCUGAAAUCCCAGCACUUUGGGUGGCUGAGGCAGGUGGAUUACUUGAGGCCAGGAGAUUGAGACCAGUGUGGCCAACAUAGCAAAAACCCGUCUCGACGAAAAAUACAAAAAAUAGCUUGGUAUGGUGGCACAUGCCUGUAAUCCCAGCUACUUUGGAGGCUCAGGCACAAGAAUCACUUGAACCUACGAGGCGGAGGUUGCAGUGGGCCAGGAUCGUGCCACUGCACUUUAUUUAGCCAGGACAACACUCUGUCUCCAAAAAAAAGUUUCUGAAGGUAAAAGAUAUACUAAAGGAUAUACAUAUACUGCCUCUUCUAUGAUGUUUCAUUUGACCUACACCAUCAGCAUCUUCAGGAAACAGUAUGAAACUAAUUUCACAUUAAAUGUUGCAAACGUCUGCAAUUCUCCAGUUUUUAGUUUGCACGUAAGGAUUCGUAGGAUUGAUUUCAGAUUGACAGAUGGUUGUAGUAACAAAAAAAUGAAUUGCCUUGGAGAAUUCGAGUUAUUUUAGGCCUGCCUUUGACACUUUUAUGCACUUAAUUCACUGCCAAUUUAGUCUAACUCCUCAACCAUCUGUGGUAUGGACUUCUCAGUCCUCCUAAUUGGUAUGUCUUUUAUCUAUCCCAGAGUCAGUAGUCCUUUAAGGAUGCAAAUUUAAUUCGAUAAGAAUGUGGAUUUACUUCAUCUUUAGGACAGAGUAAAAACCUUUAUUUCACUUGGUCUGACCCCUAUCUUCUAUAACUUGUUUUUUUGCUCAUUACUGGCCUUUGCACGGAUGUCUCCCUUCACCUGUACCUCCUGCAUUGCCUCUGGCAGAAACAUCGCUACCCCAGGAGAAUACUUCACUGGGUCAGGCAUUUGCUAGAUCCAUAGCAGUAACUCAUCUGUGGAUCUCAUUUGUGUCACAAAAUGGUACUCCUACUGAUUUUGUAAUGUGAAGCAAGUACUGUGGGUCAGUAGGGGUAGGACCAGGAGUGACAAGUCAGGAUUUUCAGGCUUCAUAGGAAUGACACAGCUCUCCAGGUGAAUCUCCUGGAGAAUUCUCCAUAGGAUCUCCAGGUGAGUGACCAGGAUUUCAUGUAAGCAUAGGGAAUUGAAUGAGCAUUAGAUGGUCUAAUGCUGCGGUUAAGAACACCAACUUAGCCAAACUGCCUAGAUAGUUGGGUGACUUGGGUUAAGUGACUUAACCUCUCUGCUUCAGUUUCCUGUAUAAUUCUUGGUAGUAGAAUGGAGUAUAUGCUGGGUGUUUGGAUUAUUAAUUUGGAGUCUUACAAAGCUGCUAUGUUACAUGAUUAGGCAUGGAAAACUUCGGUUUUUAUAAUCAGUGAAGUACUGCUUUUUGUUUGUUUUCUGAGAGAGUGUCUGUCACCCAGGCUGAAGUGCAGUGGCAUGAUCUCAGUUCACUGCAGCCUCUACCUCCCGGGUUCAAGCAGUUCUCGUGCCUCAGCCUCCGAAGUAGCUGGGAUUACAGGCUUAUGCCACAAAGCUCAGCUAGUUUUUGUAUUUUUUAUUUUUAGUAGAGAUGGGCUUUCGCCAUGUUGACCAGGCUGGUCUCAAACUCCCAGGCUCAACUGAUAACGUCUGCCUUGGCCUCCCAAAGUGCUGGGAUUCUGUAAGCCACCUCACCCAGCCAUGUAUUGCUUUUUUAUGACAGUUAAAAGAGGAAAGGGCGGGGGACAGUUUACAGACCAGUGAAAGUGCUGAGAUAAAUAUUUUUAUACCUAAGGAAAUAGUGAUUUUCCCAAGAUGAUAGGGAGGCAGGUGAUGUAGAUAGGGCUGAAGAUUAGAUUUCUGGCUCCUAUCUGUGAUUUUCUGCUGUACCAGUCUGCCUUCUAUUUUAUGGGCUCAGUAUUCCUUACCUGCCUCUUCCCAUGCUAAAGAUGGCCCACCUUCGUUUUGUUAUUUAAGCAACUUCAUCCCCUGGCUUGUUUUCACAGUGGUUUUCUGAGCCUUUGACUCUAAGUCAUCUAAUUGAACAUUGUGUUGUGAUAUAAAAAGUAAGUUAGGCUUGUGUUUUUCA
This is a messenger RNA of Homo sapiens (human), 2992 nucleotides long. RefSeq names its product ribosomal protein L37a (gene RPL37A). Gene Ontology annotation, molecular function: structural constituent of ribosome. Lineage: Eukaryota; Metazoa; Chordata; Mammalia; Primates; Hominidae. The record is from RefSeq and is marked reviewed. The coding region runs from base 32 to 310 and encodes 92 amino acids. The transcript has 4 exons. Gene Ontology annotation, cellular component: ribosome; cytoplasm. Gene Ontology annotation, biological process: translation.